Molecule: messenger RNA, 5871 nt
Organism: Chlamydomonas reinhardtii
Lineage: Eukaryota; Viridiplantae; Chlorophyta; Chlorophyceae; Chlamydomonadales; Chlamydomonadaceae
Exons: 13
Coding region: 188-5122 (1644 amino acids)
Source: RefSeq, a predicted model, not a curated record
UACCUUAACAGUGAGAAACCUGACCAACUAUAUCUUGACGAGCGAAACUGCAAGGUGCUGCUUUGCCUAAGUUGCUCUUCGGCACACAGCCAUUACUGCAGGCAAUUCAAACAUCUUAAAAAGCUGCGUUAAAGUGUAGUACCGCUCAGGGGCGGAGCUCUGCGGGGCUUUUGACCGUAGAGGCGGAAUGCGAACCUUCGGGCCCAGCAAAACUGCCCUCCACUUCAGGAGGAGCAAGAAGAAUGCGGGAGAGGAGGCGGAGGACCCUCAAAAGUACCGUCUAGAGGAGGGCGACGGAACCACACAUGCCCAGCGCAUUGUGCGGGAGCUCUACCAGCGCUAUGAGAGGCAGCUGCAACGCUGGAAGGACUACCGGAAUCUCUUCAUCUUCUUGUGCUUCGUAGCGCUCUUCUUGGGAGUGCUGUAUGAGCAGCGCAAUGCUGGCAUCUCAUACCAGGUGCACAGCACCAUCGAGUCGGUCGCGGCGCCCAGCGACAACAUCAUGCAGGACACCGACGCGGUGUACAGCUGGCUAAACGGACUGCUAACGGAAGUCUGGAAGGACCCGGUCUGCGGUGACGGCCUGUGCGAAGCGCCGUUCGAAUUUGCGUCGUAUAGCAGAUUCGGCUGUCGAGCAGAUUGCGGCAAGCUGUCAGAAGUGCAGAACCUGACCAAGAUCCAAAUAGACAUAUACUACGACUUCUCCCACCCCGUGGGCAGCAUCCCAGCCUCGGACCUAAUGCAGCAGGCAUCCUGGAACCUGUGCCCCCUGGCGACAGCCUACAGCAGUGACUGCUACUUCGACGCCGACAAGGAGUUUGACCGCCUCUCGGGCGUGCAGAACUUCGUCCUUGACGACGCGCCCGACGGCGACUGGAACCUGGUGGUGCGCCGCGAUAUUUUUAAUAAAAUCCGCGGCGCGGUGCGCGAUACCACGCUCGUGUACGCCAGCGCCUUCUACUACAAGAUUUACGUGGCGGCGGCGGCAGCGCGUGCGGAGCAGGCGUUUGAGAUCAGCCUGCUGAACCAAGCCAUUAACAUCACCAGCCAGGAUUUCUGGACCUAUGCCAACAGCGUCAUCAUGGCCGGCUACCCCAAUGCCACCGAGUACGACGCCGCCGUCGGUUGGGUCAAGAACGCCACGUGCUUCUGCGACAGCGUGGCGAAUGAUACGGUGGCCUCCGGCACGCCCUUCACGCCUGAGGCGCUGAUGCUGUACCUUAACCAGUCGGUGUCGGCCACCGACCCCAAUGCGCCCUUCAGCUACACGCUGACCCAGUACAAGAACGACCCGUACUACUGCGCAUCUGGUCCGUUCGACCCCCGUGAGUGGCGUGGCCGCAACGUGACAGUGAACAGCACCGCCGUCAACGCGACCGCUAACUCCACUGCCAGCAGCGGCAACGUGACGUGGACCAAGGAGCUGGUCACCAUCAACAUGGCCAACCAGACCGCGCUGCGCGACUGGUGCGUGGGCGGCCUCAACCUCUCCAUCGCCUGGCGCACCAACAUGACCAACACCGUGCAGCGCCUGCUCAUUGACCGCCGCCUGGGCGACCAGCGCACCACCGGCAAGAUCGCACAGCGCAACAACGUCAACGACCGCAUGCUGGCCUUCAUACGCGCCAACCGGCCGGAGCUGGUGGCGCCGGUGUUCAACGCGCCACGCGGCACGGUGGCGCUGCAGGACCCCAUCAACGCGCGCCUGGAGUACCUGUACCCGCUGUACGUGGACGGUGUUAAGUACAGCACGGAGCCGCAGCGCGCCGCGCUCAACAUGACGCGCCGCAUCGUGUACAACACCACCGUGCACCUGCUCAGCCUGCGCCCGCGCGCGGCGGCGCGCAUCGCCGAGGUGCAGGAGCAGAUUGCGGACGUGCGCGCCAUCGCGCUGCCCACGCCCAUCACCAGCUACCAGAACUACACCUUCCCCAACGCCACCGUGGGCGACGUGUACGACGCCUUCAUCAACGCCGGCGCCACCAGCUUCAGCGUGCCGGCGCCCACCAACUCCUCGCUGGGCGCGUUCCAGGUGUCGUACAACCUGGUGGAGUGGCUGGGCAACACCACCGCCUACAUGCGCUGCGACCUGGCCGACCGCGGCGCCGAGUACGAGGGCGAGUGCGUGGCCAUGAACAACACCUGCAUCGCCACCACCAACGACACCGUGCCCUACAACUGCACCGACCUCACCAACAACGGCGCCACCAUCACCGGCAACCUGUCCAACCCCGACUACCGCAUGCGCUGCGAGACGCCCUGCGACCGCCGCUUCGACUGCAACACCAUCUGCGAGUGCUACGGCACCUGCGCCGCCACCGAGUACUGCGAGUGCGACGCCUGCAUCCAGCUCAACGUCAACGCCGCCGCCGACACGCAGUUCGUGGACAUCCGCUCCAUCGUGCAGGACCAGGCCGCCGCCAGCGCCAGCAUCGCCAGCAUAGGGCUCAGCGGCACCGUCAACCGCCGCGCCUCGCGCCGCCUGCUGACCACCAACGAGGAGAUUGCGGCGCAACUGUCCAACGUGCUCACGCAGGUCGGCACCGUGUCGACGCAGCAGGGCUCCAUCGCGACCCAGAUGGCCACGCUCAAGGCGCAGGUGGACCGCGCCAACCAGCUGGCGGAGGCCCGCGCCAACGACAACCGCCUCAUCGACCUCAUCAACGCCGGCCGCGCCGACAUCCAGGCCGGCCAGGCGCGCGUCGAGGCCAAGCUGGACGAGAUCAUCGGCAAGCAGAACCAGGCGCUGGCGGCGGCGGAGGACGCAGCCAAGGCGCUGAGCGCCAUCCAGGGCCUGGCGGAGCGCCAGGUGGCGGCGCAGCGUGCGCUGGAGACGGCUGUGACCAACCAGCUGUCGGCCAUCAAGACUGCCACCUACCAGUCCAUCAUCACGCUGACGCAGGCGCUGGCGCUGUGGAAGCGCGCGCGCCGCGACAAGGCGCUGACGCUCAAGGCGGCCAAGCUGGCCAACGUGCCGUGCACCAGCGACCCCGUGUCCACCAACACCUUCACGCUGGACAACGGCAACAUCGUGGACACCACCACCAGCCGCGAGCGCAAUGUCGGUCUCACCAACCGUGUCAUCGGCGGCCUGCUGCUGCACCAGACUCGCACCAACGAGACGCUGUGCCCCGAGUCCAAGUUCGACAAGAUCCAGAAGACCUGCACGGGCCCCCAGACCGUGGCCUCGUUCGGCGUGGACCCCAUCUUCAAGCGCGGCACCACCCUCUACAACCCCGACUAUGACGACGUGAACGGCACCAAGGUGUUGGACUUCUACAACUGCUCGGUGCUGAGCUCCCCCACCUACAACGUCUCCUUCCUGAACCAGACCGUCAAUCCGGCGCCCUACUGCGCGGAGCUGUACAACCCGCAGGAGCUGCCCUACGCCUUCCACUUCUUCCCGCUGAGCGGCAAGGACGACGGCUUCCCGGUCUGGUUCGACAUCAACCUUUCGCAGGACGGCGCCCAGACCUGGUUCACCUACCUCCAAGAGGGCCUGUACCUGGAUCAGAACACGCGCACCAUGACGGCCGAGAUGGUCACCUACAACGCGCCGCUGCGCAUCUUCUCCUACUUCUACAUCAAGUUCUACUUCUCCGAUGGCGGCUCCAUCAAGGUCACCUACCGCCUCAACACGGCGCGCGUGGAGCUGCAGAACAGCUACGAGGACGACGUGCGCUUCGGCUUUGAGAUCAUCCUGUCCAUCUGGAUCUCGCUGCUGUUGCUGAUCAACUUCUGGGACAUUGGCAAUUGCCAGAAGACCAAGGGCAACUUCCUCAAGUACUUCCUGUCGGGCUGGAACUGGGUGGAGUUCUGCAGCAACGGCCUGCUGUUCAGCUGCAUGGUGAUGUGGUGGGUCAUCUCCAGCAAGUACGCUUCCAAGUUUGAGAUCCCGAUCCGUCGCGACGUGUACGCCGGCCUGUCGGCGGAAGCCAACUUCCUGGCGCUUCAGUCUAACGGCGCCUGGCUGAACGAGGCCAACAACGACUUUGAGGAGCUGAAGCAGCUGGUGGACAUGUUCAACUGGUACUUUGCGCUCAACGGCAUCAACAUCCUGCUGCUGAUCGCCCGCGUGCUCAAGCUGAUGGACUUCCAGCCGCGCCUGGGUGUGGUCACGCGCUCGCUGUGGCUGGCUGGCCCCGACCUGUGCCACUUCGCCAUCGUGGCGGGCAUGGUGUUCGUGGGCUACGCCAUGAUGGGCCACCUCAUCUUCGGCAACGCCAUUCCGGCCUUCGCCACCUUUGGCGACGCCAUCAACACCUGCUUUGAGAUCCUGCUGGGCAACAUCGACGUCAAUUCCGACCUUCGUGCGCUGGGCGGCCUGCAGAGCGUGGCCGGCGCCCUGUGGUUCUGGAGCUACGAGCUGCUGGUGUACAUGGUGCUGCUCAACUUCCUGCUCGCCAUCAUCGUGGACGCCUUCUCCGAGGUCAAGGAGAAGACGCACGAGACGGUGGGCAUCCACACCGAGCUCUUCCAGCUCAUGCGCGACAAGUGGCGCUCGCUGCUGGGCAGCUUCUCGCCCAACUACAUCUCGGACGCCAAGCUGGGCGACCUGCUGCGCCAGUGGGCGGGCGAGGGUGACGACAAGGACGACAGCCCCGAGGUCCGCGAGGAGAAGCGCAAGCUGCUCACGAUCCUGAACGAGGACAUGGACGAGGAGACGCUGCGCGAGGUGUUUGAGGAGUGCCUGCGUGACGCGCCCGCGGCCGACCCCAAGGCCAAGCAGGGCAACGUGCUCGCACGCCUCUUCAAGCGCAACGUGGGCGCCGGCGACACCGACGCCACCAAGAAGGAGAUCGAGCAGGCCGCGCAUUACAUCGUGGAGCGCUUCGGCGCCGUGCCUGACGACUACGACGAGGAUGAGGACGACGACCAGGAGCAGCUGCAGGCUGCGCCGCAGCAGGCGAUCAUGGGCGGCGGCGGUAUGCCUGCGGCGCCGGGCGCGCGCGAGGCGGUACUGGAGAAGGAGCGCGACCAGCUGGCCCAGGCCCUGGAGCGGCUGGCCGAGGUGCAGCGCGAGCUGGCGGAGGGCCAGCGCAACCUCAUGAGCGGCCAGAAGCAGCUGGCGGAGCAGCAGUCCAAGCUGGUGCAGCUGAUGAAUGAGACCCCGCCCCAGUAAAACGCUUGGGGUCCAUGCGGAGGUGGCUUCUGCCGUCGUGGGCUGGCCAGGCAGGGGACACGAGUGCGUAUGAGUGCGUAUGGGUGUCACGACGCGGGGCUGUGCUGUUCCGCGUCCGCUCUCAGCACGCCGGCUGGCCCGCGCGGCCCGUCUCUGCAGGACAUGUGUGAUUCGACUUGCGGCUUUGCAUGAACUGUGUUUGCUUUUGACGGCUUGAUAGCGUCAGCUGCCUAGGCGGUGUGGAUAUGGAAGGUGUGUGGGAGGUGGCGAUCAUGAUUAGCUUUUUGGAUGUGUCCAUGGUACCGCUUUGUAGAGGUGGCGCCGGAGGACAACGGUUAGCUCUUGAGCAACCCUGUCCGGUCCUUGGCUUUUCAUUGCGCAUUUGUUGGAAACACUCGGAGGGCUGCGUCUUCUUUGCGCGCGUGAUACGGGGAUGCUUUUCUCAAGUACCCCACUGACUAUGUUCUUCAUCCCUUAGCUGUGCGUCCCUUUCCGUGACUUUUCUGUCUGUGUCGUGGUGCGAAGAACGGACGAGUGUGGUGGCGGGUACCACUCCUGUAUUUGUGACAUGGGAGGGAUUUUAGCGGGCUGCACAAGCCUGCCUAUAGAAUCUCCGUAUUCAUACUGUCGUGUGCCAUUUCAAUUAGCGUCUUGUAAUUCGGCCAGCUCGUUCUUCGCCUGUAAUGAAUGCGGAUGUUACAGAGGGGACAGUCCCAGCACCCGAAGGCGCCCUGUAAUGGGGCGGCCCA